AUGAGUGUCCGAGUCGUCGCACGUGUCCGCCCUCUUCUCAAGUCCGAACGGGAUCUUGAUGUGAUCCUGCGUACAGGAUCAUCUGCCUCGGACAAAUCGCGUCUUUCCACCAUCGGCGAAAAAAGUGACAAGAGCGACAAGAAAUUGGCAGCUUUGAGGGAUAGGGACAACGUUGUGCGGAUUCCGAACCCCAAGAAUGAGGGCGAGGAAUACGCAUUUCAAUUCAAUGGGGUGUACGAUGCGGAAGUUUCACAGCAGGAGCUGUUCGAUGCCGAGGUGGCGCCGACAAUCAAGCAUCUGUUAAAUGGCUUCGAUGUGACAUUAUUCGCGUACGGUGUCACCGGCACUGGCAAAACACACACUAUGCGCGGCGGCAAAACCCUAGCAGACAGGGGUGUGAUCCCUCGACUACUCAGUGGUAUUUACAGACGGGCUAAGAAGAUUGAAAAAGAUAGUGAAGGAGAGACAACGGUGCGGGUAGAUCUGAGCUAUUAUGAGAUUUACAACGACAAGGUGUACGACUUGUUCGAACCACCUGAGAAGCGCACAUUGGCUGGUCUUCCCCUUCGCGACAAUGGAGGAAAGACUGUCGUGUGCGGAUUGAGCGAAAAGCCAUGUACAACUUUGAAGGAGUUUGAGCAGCUCUAUGACCAGGCCAAUACCAAUCGGUCGACUUCCGCCACCAAGCUCAAUGCACACUCCUCACGAUCACACGCUGUUCUUGGCGUCAAGGUUACCAUUUGCACGCCUGAGCAUACGCGCGUGAGCACCGCUUCCGCUAUUGAUCUUGCAGGCUCCGAAGACAAUCGGCGGACGGAGAACGACAAGGAGCGCAUGGUGGAAUCAGCCAGUAUAAACAAAAGUCUUUUCGUCCUGGCGCAGUGUGUCGAGGCCAUCAAUAAGAAACAGAACCGCAUCCCAUACCGCGAGUCGAAGAUGACCAGAAUUUUGUCACUGGGACAAAAUAACGGGUUGACUGUUAUGAUUCUGAACCUCGCUCCAGUUCGAUCUUAUCACUUGGACACCAUCAGCUCUUUGAAUGUCGCGAACCGCACCCGGAAAAUCGAGGUUCGGGAAGUAGAGAAUGACCCUAUGUUCAAGGGCCCAGCAAGACCUGCUCUUCGGCCCUCUCUUGCAAGUGCACGCCAACCCUUGCGCCCACUUACGGCCUCUGUCAAUGUUAAUAUGCCAGCCCCUGCUGCUAAGGACCCAGCAGAGAAAGAUGACACCAAGCCUGUGAAGGCAUUCAGUGUAUAUUCCGACAAGCCACAAACCAAGCUCAUUAGCCAGCUGCGGAAACCGGAAGCACCUAAGCGGACCUCUCUCUCUAACGCCCCUUCAGCUCUUCCAUUAAAGCCAACUCGUCAGCCAUUAGGUGCACAGGCUUCUGCGCGAACAGCUGAUCUCUCAGCUGCUCGAAUCGAAGAGAUGGUGGAGAAGAAGGUCGAAGAGAUUUUGGCGUCACGCGCUGUGAGCGAGCAAUCAAAGCAAUCACAAGUCCGCGAGCUCAAUGAGCAAUUGCAACGACGACUAGAACAGCUAGAGCAGCGUAUUGAGGGUACCGAGGAUGCGCGAGCCGAGGGUCUUUCGUACUUACUCAUGGCUAAACAACACCAAGCACGCGGCGAGGACGGCUCGGCACUGAGAAUGUACCAGCUGGCAGCUCCUCACUUCCCACACAACGAGAAACUAGCCGGCAAGAUUGCCGCUCUGAAGGACCGUGUUCAUGCUAAGGCCUGGGAGAAGCAAGCACCUUCCCCACCCAAAGGUAGACUUGGUAGCAUGCUUUCUCUUAGAAAGGAGACCACCAAGACCCUCGGGAAACGCCAUGCCGACGAUGACGAUGAUUACAUGGACCAGACAGGCGCUGCCUUCUCCGACGACGAAGAUAUCACACGUCCGCGACACAAGAAGCGUGCUCCAGCUAAGGCCCGUCCUAGCGAAAAUGAGGAAAUCACUUUCCUUGACAACCAAGAUCCGUCCGUCUCUCCUCGUACGAUGCAUCUGCUGUCCAUCAUCAACUCAAGGGACGUCAGUCAGAUCAAGCUGCUCAAGGGAGUAGGAGCUAAGAAAGCAGAGGCACUUGUAGACUGUCUCUGCGAGAUGGACCAAACGACAACCGAUGAAAACGACAGUGAGACGAUCUCAGACCAGCCCCAGUUCCAGGUAAACAGCCUGGCACAGCUGAGCCAGCUGAGGGGUGUCGGAGUCAAGACAGUGGAGAACAUGAGACAGGGAGUUUUGGCUUGA
Molecule: messenger RNA, 2250 nt
Organism: Penicillium nucicola
Lineage: Eukaryota; Fungi; Ascomycota; Eurotiomycetes; Eurotiales; Aspergillaceae
Product: kinesin family protein
Exons: 3
Coding region: 1-2250 (749 amino acids)
Biological process (GO): microtubule-based movement
Cellular component (GO): microtubule; kinesin complex
Molecular function (GO): ATP binding; microtubule binding; microtubule motor activity
Source: RefSeq, a predicted model, not a curated record